GGCUUGGUGUGCACUCCGCACCUCGGGAACGUUACUGCGCGUGGAACGGCUGCUUCUGGAAGACUAUUGCCCGGAAGAAAAGAUGUUUGGUUUUCACAAGCCAAAGAUGUACCGAAGUAUAGAGGGCUGCUGUAUUUGCAGAGCUAAAUCCUCAAGUUCUCGAUUCACUGACAGUAAACGCUAUGAAAAGGACUUCCAGAGCUGUUUUGGGUUACAUGAGACUCGUUCAGGAGACAUCUGUAAUGCUUGUGUCCUGCUUGUGAAAAGAUGGAAGAAAUUGCCAGCAGGAUCCAAAAAAAACUGGAAUCAUGUGGUAGAUGCAAGGGCAGGACCCAGUCUAAAGACUACACUGAAACCAAAGAAAGUGAAAACUCUGUCUGGAAAAAGGAUAAAAAGCAACCAGAUCAGUAAACUGCAGAAGGAAUUUAAACGUCACAAUUCUGAUGCUCACAGUACCACCUCAAGUGCCUCUCCAGCUCAAUCUCCUUGUUAUAGUAACCAGUCGGAUGAUGGCUCAGAUACAGAGAUGGCUUCUGGCUCUAACAGAACGCCAGUGUUUUCCUUUUUAGAUCUCACAUACUGGAAGAGACAGAAAAUAUGCUGUGGCAUUAUCUAUAAAGGCCGUUUUGGGGAAGUCCUCAUCGACACACAUCUAUUCAAACCUUGCUGCAGCAAUAAGAAAGCAGCUGCUGAGAAGCCAGAGGAGCAGGGGCCAGAGCCUCUGCCCAUCUCCACUCAGGAGUGGUGACUGAGGUUUAUGUAGAAGGGGAACAAAAAAUGAUUUAAAUUUUGGAAAACAAAGCAACAAAAAAUGACCCUCCUAUUUUUAACUUGGAUACCUGCUAUUCUGCCAAAAGACGAUUUCUAGAAUAGUUUUGAGUGGGUUAUUUUUCCUCCAGUUCCACAAACUCUGAAGCCAUUGUCUAGCUUAUGAAAAGAAAAAAAGUGUACAUAAUAUUUAAGAUGCUGAGUAUUUCAUAGGAAAGCUGAAUGCUGCUGUAAAGUGCUCUUUAAGUCUUUUUUAAAAAUCCCCUUCUAAUGAAUUAAAUGAGGGGAAUUUCAGGGGACAGAGAUGGGAUUUGUUGUAUGAUAAACGUAUGUAGUUUUAGUCUUUCUAUAUUGAGAAGCAGUGGUUGGGGCAUUUUUUAAGAUGGCUGGCUACACUUGUUUUCCUUCACUAUAAUAAAUUUGUCGUAACUCAGUAAACAUGGACUUGCCCCUAGAGGUAGUUGUUAAUAACUGAAAUAUUAAGGUCUUGCCAAGGUUCUGAUGAUUCAAACCUGUACUACUGAAUAUUAAGCAGGACAGACUAAGCUCUCUGGUGCGAAUAUCUUGAAGAAGUAAUUUCUAAGUACACAGAGGUAACGUGACUGCGUCACCUUCUUCCAUAUUGAUAUUUGAUAAAGUUUUUAAUUUAUAUGAAACUUCUAAAGCAGAAUCAUAGUUCCUCUUGGGGAAAUGUCAAAUCUUUAGGAUAAGCAGUUCUAUGUGAGUAGUACCAAAGCAUUACCACUGGUAGAGAACACACUCUAUUAAAAAUGUUAAGUUAUCUGAAAAAUAAAAUGUGCAAGUCUUCAGGAUGGCACAUAAAGAAACAAAGGUUAAUGCUUCUUGGGGCACAUUUCUGAGAGGGCUUGCAAGUGUGUAAAUAAUUUGUUUAUGUUACAU
Hippopotamus amphibius kiboko is the source of this 1668-nucleotide messenger RNA. RefSeq names its product SIN3-HDAC complex-associated factor-like. The transcript has a single exon. Gene Ontology annotation, biological process: negative regulation of cell migration. The record is from RefSeq and is a predicted model, not a curated record. Lineage: Eukaryota; Metazoa; Chordata; Mammalia; Artiodactyla; Hippopotamidae. Bases 83 to 748 code for a protein of 221 amino acids.